AUGGAUUCAAAUGAAGAAGUGAUGUCCCCCACCCAAUUGCAUCCGCCAAUAGAGGAGAAGAUUCCCUCAUCAGGAACCGUAUCGGACUCUCCUCGUCAUCGGAGGAAGUCAUCUCUUGAGGUGGAUCCAUAUGAGCCUUCGGAUCUAUACUAUAGCGCAGCUACAGAUCCAUCCAACAAAUCGUCAAAGUUCUCAAGAUUUAGAACUAGGUCUGUAGUUGCACCUAAACGUUCGCAUCGACUACAGUCGUUUACUCUGAAUCCAGAAUUGUUGGGCAUCCACGACAAGAACAACCAAUUUGGACUCUUCAGUUCUCAUACUGAAGGUAGUAACACUAAAGAUUCUAAAUUCUCUCAUGGAUUGACCCUCCAACAGUUGAAAUCCUUAAAUUUGUCGACUUCGGGGACUAAUACUCCGGUAAUUUCGGAUUCUGAUGAUGAUGAUGAUGAUGAUGGUAUCAAUUCCGACUUGGAAAGUGAUGUGGAAAAUGAUGAGGAAUCAUUAACAAAGUCCCAUUCAACGGGGUCUCUGAUUGCUGAUGUUGAUCAAAGAGUUGCAAAUUAUCAAAUUGAAAUGUCUUCUCCUAAUGUUACAAGUGAAGAAUUGAAUGAAAAUUUAAAGGAUAUCCCCAAUGAUGCCGACCUGAUGAGAGAAGUUACUGGUUUAGAAGAUCCUUUUGAUGAUGAUGAUGAUGAUAAUAAUAAUAAUAAUAAUAAUAACAAGAAAAACAAAAACAAAAACAAGAAAAAAAAUAAAAAUAAAAACAAAAACGAUAAUAAUGAAAGUAAUAAUGAUAAUGAUAAUGAAAAUCAAACUAAGGCCAAGACUAAUAAGGUCAAACCUUCAACUACAAAUCUGGAAAUACCAUUCCCUUCUUCCUCACCAAUGAAUAAAUUGAAAGAUGGAAAUGUAAAGAAAAUCUUACCUGAGAAACACCUCUUCCCAUCACCUUCAACCCCAACAGUUCGUAGGAGAGGUUCUGCAGACUUGUCUUCAAGUUUGUCCAACUCAAAACGAUUUUUCAUUAGUGAUAUAGAUGCAACCCUUAAAGAACUACUAAGAAAUGAAGAUACAGAUAAAGAUUGUCAAAUUACAAUUGAUGAUACUGGUCCUAAAGUCUUGAAAUUGGGUACUGCAAAUUCGGGUGGUUUUAGGCAAUAUGAUAUUAGAGGUACUUAUAUGUUGUCCAAUCUUUUACAAGAAUUGACUAUUGCCAAACGAUUUGGUAGGAAACAGAUGAUUUUAGAUGAGGCAAGGUUGAAUGAAAAUCCAGUUUCAAGAUUACAUAGGUUGAUUACAACUUCAUUUUGGAAAAAUCUAACAAGGAAAGUUGAUGAAGAUUCAAUAUUGGAAAUGGCCCAAGAUACCAAAAUUAGAUCAAAGGAGGCAAAAUAUCCAAGAAUUUAUGUCCCUUAUGAUGAGGAAGAACAAUAUUAUUAUUAUUCUAAAAUUGCAAAGAAAAAUAAAGAUUACAAAUUAGACGUUGUUUACCUUCCUAAAGACAUUACGGCCGAUUAUGUGGAAUCGAUCAAUAACAUUCCUGGUUUAUUGGCAUUGGCUGUAAGAAGAAAAUCAGAUACUUUUGGUGAUUUAGAAGGUUAUCCUUAUGUAGUUCCUGGUGGUCGAUUCAAUGAACAAUAUGGAUGGGAUUCAUAUUUUGAAACACUAGGUUUAUUAGCAUCUGAUUAUUUGGAACCAUGUAUUGGUAUGUGUGAAAAUUUCAUUUUUGAAAUCAAUCAUUAUGGGAAAAUCUUAAAUGCUAAUAGGUCAUACUAUCUAUGUCGUUCUCAACCUCCAUUUUUAACUGAUAUGGCACUGAGAAUCUUCAACUAUAUCAAGGAAAAACAAGGUAGAGAGGAUUUGAGUCUUUUGAAAAGGGCGUUUAUGGCUGCAAUUAAAGAAUAUAACGAAGUUUGGUGUUCACCUCCAAGAUUAGAUCCAUUUACAGGAUUGUCAACUUAUCAUCCAGAUGGUAAAGGUAUACCACCAGAGACUGAAGAAUCACAUUUCCAUGCAGUUUUACAACCUUUUGUUGAAAAAUAUAAAUUGACUUAUAAGGAGUUUGAAACCAGAUAUAAUAAAGGUUUAAUUAAAGAGCCAGAUCUUGAUGAAUACUUCUUACAUGAUAGAGCAGUUAGAGAAUCCGGGCAUGAUACAUCCUACAGAUUAGAAGGUGUUUGUGCUAACUUGGCAACGGUUGAUUUGAACAGUUUACUCUACAAAUAUGAAGUUGAUAUUGCGUUUGUUAUUAAGACUUACUUCAAUAACGAAUUGACCCUACCAGAUGGAACAAUUGAGACAAGUGAGAAGUGGAUUGCAUUAGCUGAAAAGAGAAAGGAGUUGAUUGAAACAUACAUGUGGAAUGAAAAGGAAUCACUUUACUUUGAUUAUAAUAUCAAGAAACAAAAACAAUCAAGGUAUGAAUCAGUUACAGCAUUUUAUACAUUAUGGGCAGGGCUUUGCUCCAAGGAAAGGGCUGAAGUUAUGAUCAGAAACUCAUUGUAUAAGUUUGAAGAAUUUGGCGGUUUGGUUUCAGGUACUAAAAAAUCCAGAGGUGAACUCGGUAUCGAUAAGCCUGUAAGACAAUGGGAUUAUCCUUUUGCAUGGGCUCCUCACCAAAUGUUGGUUUGGGAGGGUUUGAAGAGAUAUGGGAAGAAAAAUAUUGCUCAAAGAUUAAGUUACAGAUGGCUAUACUUGAUGACAUUGGCAUUUGUUGAUUUCAACGGAAUAGUUGUAGAGAAAUACGAUGCUACAAGUGAGAGACAGCCGCACAAGGUUGAAGCAGAGUAUGGUAACCAGGGAGCCGGGUUUAAAGGUGUUGCAACAGAAGGUUUUGGUUGGGUCAAUGCUAGCUUUAUUGUAGGUCUGCAGAACCUGGAUACUCUGGGCAAGAGGGCGUUAGGAUUGGUCACUUCUCCGAAUGACUUCUUUGAAAAGAUGAGUGCCACUGAAAAGGAGAAAUAUGGGCUUCGACUAUAG
This is a messenger RNA of Pichia kudriavzevii, 2979 nucleotides long. RefSeq lists its product as uncharacterized. NCBI's taxonomy places the organism in Eukaryota, Fungi, Ascomycota, Pichiomycetes, Pichiales, Pichiaceae. The transcript has a single exon. The record is from RefSeq and is a predicted model, not a curated record. Gene Ontology annotation, biological process: trehalose catabolic process. Bases 1 to 2979 code for a protein of 992 amino acids. Gene Ontology annotation, molecular function: alpha,alpha-trehalase activity; calcium ion binding. Gene Ontology annotation, cellular component: cytoplasm.